Molecule: messenger RNA, 1248 nt
Organism: Symbiodinium necroappetens
Lineage: Eukaryota; Dinophyceae; Suessiales; Symbiodiniaceae
Source: the annotation of a GenBank genome assembly
AUGAAGGUUCCUUCAACCCCUGGCCGGGACAGUGGAACUGCACAGUUUGUCUGGAAGGCGGUGUGUGUCCACGCAGUCGCAUGCGCCUGCCUCUGCCGUGCCCCUGCGGCUACGAGUGCAGCGGUCGUGGGAGGCAACGGGCAUCCGACCUCUGCCCUGCCGGACUCAUGUGCGAGGAGGGAUCGCGUAGAUUUUCCCGCUGCGAGGGACCUCAUGCAGAAAAGCAAAGCAGCCAUGCAGCUCUUGGCGGUUGCCACAGCUAUCGAGCCGCAGCUCUGCGAACCCAAGACCUUCGACAUUCGUGUGGAUACCAGCUUGCAGCGUGAGCGUGAGAAGAUCUGCGUGUACGGCAUCGGCCAGCAGUUCGUUGAAUACGCGAGGCUUCUCACCGUCCCGCGGGUGGCAAACCGUUUCGGCUGGUCGCAGGACCAGUUUGUAAACGGAACCCUGGUGGGCCGAGCAGCCUGCUGUUGGUCGCCGGAGCGGCUGCAGCAAUCCUUCGACACUAUAGCUGCGGAGUUCAAAACGGCAAACGACACGCUCUCUGCGAGAAGCUUUGCCCGGCUUUCCAGCGAAAUCCGUCUUCGUACAGCCGCAGAGCGGGACAUCGACUUCCAGUCGCCAGGAUUCGAUGGCCUUACCCUGCUGAAUAUCACGGACGACGAAUUCCGCGAGGAUUUGGUGAUCCUCUAUCCCCAGAUCGGCCUGAGAGUGAGCACCAACUUUGCCAAGUUCUUCCAGUUCAGUCUGCGAUCAGCCGUUGAGCCAGUAAAAGAUGACCAGGCUCUGGAACUUCAGACGCCCUCUGCCCUGUCCAGCUGGUGCCUACUGCAAUGCGGGCACCUGUCCACGAUACUUGCUCACAGGGAUCGUGGAUGUGGACUUCGAUCGGCCCAGCAACGCCCUGGAGGAGGCAAGAAGGCUUGCAGAGACCCACUACACCGAGAAGCUACGCGAAGUAUUUUACAACCGCACCUGGAAUGUCACCAUUCCUCCGGACAUGGAGCAAGGGGAGGAGAUGGGUGGCCAUGCAAACGACUCCAACGACUCGUCCUGGUCGCCCCUCAACCGCUCGCACAGGUGGGACAAGCCAUCAGACUGCUUCGACAAGAACGAGACGGAGCCACAGGAGGGCAAGACAAGAACAUCUGCGCCAAAGCAGGAUGCUACCUUCGAGAACUUCCGUGUUCUCAGCGAGUUCCAACAGAUGUCCACGGAGACUUUGGGCGCUCCAGCGCCCCUUCAGAG